CUUGGUAAGAAACAAAGGGCCACAGCAAUGACACAGAUGAACGAGCAUUCAUCGCGUUCACACGCCUUGCUUUGGGUGACGGUCGAUGGUGUUAACAAGACCACGGGUGUCAAGACGACAGGAAAGCUGAAUCUUGUUGAUCUUGCUGGAAGCGAAAGAGUGUCUAGAAGUGGAGCCGAAGGUGAAAGACUAACUGAAGCAAAAAACAUAAAUUCUUCUCUGUCCAGCCUGGGAGAUGUAAUGCAUGCCCUUAACAACAAGUCAGCCCAUGUUCCAUACAGGAACUCGAAACUCACUUACCUCUUGAAAGAAUCACUCGAUAAGAUGGCUGGUGGAGACUCGAAGACGCUCAUGGUCGUAAACAUUUCACCGGCAGAAAAGGACGCCUCCGAGACUAUUAGCAGUCUUGUCUUUUCAAAUAGAGCUCGAAGCGUAGAACUUGGSCAAGCAACCAGCAAAAAGUCCAAGUUGAAGGACUGGGUAAGGGAAUAUGAGGGAACCCCAUCGAAGGGAAGCCCCUUACCACGACCACAUACUCCWUUCAAAGCCAUCAAUUCCMCAUUUGUGAGACGUCAGCCUUUCAAAUAAUAAUUCAACCCGAAUGUCAAUACGUCAACUGAAUGACACGUGUAAGAUCAAGAACUUCAAGGCAAAGCGAACAACAAAUGGAGG
This is a messenger RNA of Exaiptasia diaphana, 672 nucleotides long. RefSeq names its product kinesin-like protein KIFC3. NCBI's taxonomy places the organism in Eukaryota, Metazoa, Cnidaria, Anthozoa, Actiniaria, Aiptasiidae. Gene Ontology annotation, biological process: microtubule-based movement. The coding region runs from base 28 to 588 and encodes 186 amino acids. The record is from RefSeq and is a predicted model, not a curated record. The transcript is spliced from 5 exons. Gene Ontology annotation, molecular function: ATP binding; microtubule motor activity; microtubule binding.